Messenger RNA from Vigna unguiculata (cowpea), 2400 nucleotides. RefSeq lists its product as uncharacterized. Lineage: Eukaryota; Viridiplantae; Streptophyta; Magnoliopsida; Fabales; Fabaceae. The record is from RefSeq and is a predicted model, not a curated record.
UUUGUGUUUGCGUGUUUUGUCUCUGUUCCUUUCGUUAUUCUUGGUUUUAGUCUGGGUUCAUGCAGCUCUUCUGCCCUUUUUAGUAUUCAGUGCAGGCAAACAGGAUCUUCGAAUGUCGUAUGUGUAAAAUUUCUAGCAAUAUGGGUGUUCAUGAAGAACUCGAAGAAGCUAAAGCCGAAAUCCAGAAACUCAAGCACAACGCAAAUCUCCUUCAGAACAUGAAGAAAUCAUAUGAUGCACAUACCAAUCAGAUACUGGAGGCUAUUUUCAAAAUUGAGAAUCUGAAUCAACAACUGUUUCAAAAAGAAGAUGAAACCAAUGGCUCUCAGCAGAGAAAUGAAGAUUUAACCGAUAGUGCUGCAAGUGAUGAACUUGGAGCAGAUUGUGAUGAAAACUUUAGAAAGUGGAAAGAUGAAAAGAGAAGGUUGCUGGUGCCGUUCGAGGAGGAAAAAGAGAAAAUUGAGAACCAAGAACAACUGAUGCGUGUGAACACAGAAGAGAUUGAAAGCAGGAACGGUUGCAUUCCAGUUUCAAACGACGGGUGUUUGAAAAUAGAGAACAAUUUGAAGACACCAAGGGAAAUAGAAGAACCAGAUGCCAUGUUCCAGAAGUUAGAGGAGGAAAACAUGAAGGUGGAAGAACAAUUAAAAUGGAAGGAGGAACAGUUUAAACAUCAGGAAGAGGAGAAUGAAACACUUAGAGAGCAGUUUAAAGCAAGUAAGGAGGAGUGGGAGAUGCAAAAGAAUACAUUGCUUGACGAGAUUUCUUCACUGCAGUUAUUGUUAGACAACCAUGAAAGAAAAGCAGAUGAUCUACAACACCAGUUAGUGAAGUGCAAACAAGCUCUUGCUGACGAAGAAAACCAGAGAAAAUGUCUGGAAGAUGAAGUCUCAAAUUUGCAGAAAGAGAAAGAAGAGGAGUGUUUUCAGCUGAUGAAGCAGUUAGAGUUGAAAGAUGAAUUGAUCAAUGUCCAGGAUGAUAUCAAUGAAGCAGCAUAUCAACUCUUCGAAGAGAGAGUUGAGGACAUGGAAGCUGAUUUCAAAGAACAACUUAAGGAAGCUUAUGAUGCUUUAGACCGGGCAAACAUUGAACUGGAUGAGAGAAUAUGUGAAACAAGUGAAAUUGAGUAUGAAUUGAGAAUGUGGAAGUCACUUUCUGAACGUUUGAAGAAUGGUCUUGAAGUAAAUCUUGUCAUGCGCCAAGAACUGGAAAAUUCACUCCUUGAUCAAGUACAUUUCAGUGAGAGCCUCAAUCAAGAAAAGCAUAGCUUGAUUUGUAAGUUGGAAGAUAGUGAAAAUGAAAUAGAUCGUCUGCAGCAGCAUGUUUUCCUAUGUAAACAAGAACCAAAAGUAAAGGAAACAGAAGCUUCUUCCCCAGUAAGAGGAUUAACAUCUGAGUCCUCUGAAACUGUUGAAGUGAGUUAUCUCCAAAUCAUAGAGGAGAAGAACAAGAUUUUAGAGGAGUUUCAAAAGGAGGUUCUUUCGAUAGAACAAGAAUCUAAUAGAAAACAAUUUGAAAGUGCUGCGACUGCACAAAGAAAUAUGGGAAGAACCGAUGAGGGUGAGGAAGAGACUGAUACUGAUAUUCUUGAGGGAAACAAUAAUAGAACAGAUGAGAUCAUGCAGCAGGUGACAUCACUGGAGCAGAAGUUCACUGGCAUCUUGACCUCAAUUUCUUCACAGCUUUUUGAGAAACAGGCUGAAAUUAUUCAUGUGAAAGAAGCUUGCAAUAUGAUCACAGCAGCAGAGGUUCUAGCAGCAAUUGAAAUUGAAGAGAAGAAGUUUAUGAUAGAGGAACUUGAGGAUGAUAUAUGUGAUUUGGAGCAGAAACUGGAGCUGCAAGAGGUAAACUUGAAGCAAUCAGAACAGCUUGCAUUGGACGUUGAAGAGGAAAUGAAUGCAAAACAGUUCAAAGCAAAGGAGUUGGUUGAUGAAAUGGAGAAGAAGCUAAGAGACUCAGAUGCAUUUCUUGAAAAGGUAAAGAUAGACAAUAGAGGUUUGCUUGAAAGUGCUACAAGAUUGUCAUCAUCAGAGAGGGAAAGCUUGUUGAGUUUUGUUGAGGGAUUAGAUGAUAAAAUGUAUGAGUGCACUGUUGCAGACACUCAACUAAUGGAUAGAUUGAGAAGAUUAGUGGAAUCUUUUGAGGAUGAUCGUGAAGGAAUGGAUUUCAGAAAGGAUGAUGAAUUGAUUGUGAAAGAGAACAUGAUGAUGCAUUCUUCUUCGCCGGGGCUGAAGAAAUCUGAAACCUUUUCUGAGCUAAGAUCACCAUUCAAGGAGCUCAACGUUUAGUUGCAAUAGGGAAAAUAUUUGGUAGCGGAAUGAGAUGUGUACAAUUAUAGAGUAUUUUGUACAUGAACUUCAUUUUCUUCACCCUGUAUGUAACUCUUUUCGUUGGGUUUCA